Molecule: messenger RNA, 7817 nt
Organism: Python bivittatus (Burmese python)
Lineage: Eukaryota; Metazoa; Chordata; Lepidosauria; Squamata; Pythonidae
Source: RefSeq, a predicted model, not a curated record
CUCUGGAAAUCUUCCAAUCCUAGCAAUGCCUGCUCUCUAUAAAAUGAGCAUAUACAUCUGUUUCAGUUAGGACAGUGUAGGCUGACUGCAAGAGAAAUCUCUUAAAAAUCCAAAUCACUGCUAAGUAAGGAAGAUGGGUGUGUUGGAAAUAUGAAGCAGUUUGGUGCAGAUCAUACUGGUGAGAUUAACAGAGCUGUCUCUUCCAUGAGCAGUUGGAAGUGAAGUCAAAGAGACUCUGUGGCUUCAGCAGUGUGUGAUUCAGAAAACGACAUUCACAGUUCUUUUCCAAACUGCUGCAAACGUUCACUGCCAGUUGCUGUUUAUUUUUAAGUUAAAAAAAAAACACAGGAAACUCUAUUUGCCGUUUAUUGCUAAAGGAUCCAGGAUAGCAGGUAAAAGCCGUUAAUCCCCAGCAAGCUGCAGGGCAGGCUAACAGUGAGAGAUGACAAAAGUUAAUUGGAAGCAUCAGCAGUCUGACAGAAGACAUAUUUGCAGUAAUUGGGAUGUAAGAGCUCCAGAAGAGAAAGUUUGCAAGGAGUAGCUUUAGAAAAGAAGAGGCUCUCCAGAGAACCAGCAGACAGUUUAGACCCCCAACCCACAGGAAUGAAUGAAAAUGGACCCCCUUUGGUUCAAAACAGCAGUAGCAACAAUGCUGCCAGUUGUAAUAACUCUUCAGCCAUCCCCCAACCCAAUUCUGCAGUUAAACCUUGGCGCAGCAAAUCACUGAGUGCUAAGCACACAACCACAUCAUCCAUAUUAACUAUAAAACAGCAGGUUCAGGAAUCUCCCAAACCUCUCCCAGAGAUGAUCAAAACCACUCCCAAUGGUCAGAAAUCGAUGCUGGAGAAGUUGAAACUCUUCAAUACAAAAGGGGGUUCCAAAGCAGUAGGGUCAUCUCUUGAAUGUCCAGGGUCUCGGGACACUAGUUGUGAAAGAUUAGAGGGCCUCUCAAAUUUUGAAGAAAAUGAAGAGAUGGAGGCUGCAAAUCGGAACUUAAACACCCCAGGACCCACAUCAAAUAGUCCCAAAAUUGCACUUAAGGGAAUUGCACAACGAACAUUUAGUCGAGCUCUGACCAAUAAAAAGAGUUCCCCAAAGGGCAAUGAAAAAGAAAAGGAGAAACAGAAAGAAAAAGAAAAAGAGAAGGAGAAAGAAAAGGAAAAAAACAAAGAUGUGACAAAGAGAACUUCUGUGAUAGAAAAAGCUGACAUGAAAGAGGAGCUAAAGGAAGAACAGGUCCCUCCUGCUGUAAAUGAAAUGCCAAAAAAAUCCUCCAAGAUUGCAAGCUUUAUCCCAAAAGGAGGAAAGCUCAAUAGUGCCAAGAAAGAAGCAGCUGCCCCUUCACAUAGUGGAAUACCAAAACCAGGAAUGAAAAACACCACAGGGAAAUCCUCAAGUGCCCCAAGUUGUUCUGCAAAGGAAGGUGAAAGAAGCCGAAGCGCAAAGCCAGUCUCCAGCCUCUCUCAUCAAAAAGCACAGCUAGAUAGCAAGAAUUCAAGUUCCACAUCAAGUUUAGCUUCCACUGAUGGGAGAGGAAUGGGAGGGUGGUCAGCUUUAAGUUCCAGCAGCAGCAGUCAUGCUGUCAAUGGGCCAACAAAUAGUACCACCCAGACAACAGGAAGCAAUACUGUGAGUGUUCAGCUACCUCAUCCGCAACAGCAAUACAGCCAUCCAAAUACUGCCACAGUAGCUCCAUUCAUGUACAGAUCCCAGACAGACAAUGAGGGGAAUGUAACAGCAGAGUCCGGUACUGGAGGAGGGAGCACAAGCAUGGAAUCUGCUCCCUGCACAAAAACUGGACAGCCUAUUUUAGAAGAUCUUUCUGGGGAGGAUCCAGAAACCCGCAGGUUACGAACUGUCAAGAAUAUAGCUGAUCUUCGGCAAAACUUAGAAGAGACCAUGUCUAGCUUACGAGGAACUCAGGUCUCCCAUAGCACCUUGGAGACCACCUUUGAUACUAAUGUCACCACUGAAAUAAGCGGACGCAGCAUCCUCAGUUUGACAGGUAGGCCAACACCCUUAUCUUGGAGACUUGGGCAGUCCAGUCCCCGUCUUCAGGCAGGCGAUGCUCCAUCAGUGGGUAAUGGAUAUCCUCCGAGAGCCAAUGCCAGCCGAUUCAUCAAUGCAGAACCAGGGCGUUACAUGUAUUCAGCACCAUUGAGAAGACAGCCAGCAUCUCGGGACAAUAAUGUUUGCCACAUGGAUAUCACAGACAAAGGAGGUGAUGAAGUAGAUCUUGAAGGAAUCAACAUGGAUGCUACAGGUUAUAUGAGUGAUGGAGAUGUCCUUGGGAAAAAUAUAAGGACUGAUGAUAUUACAAGUGGCUACAUGACUGAUGGUGGAUUGGGCCUUUACACUCGAAGAUUAAAUAGACUUCCUGAUGGAAUGGCUGCUGUACGGGAAACUUUGCAACGCAACACCUCACUGGGUCUUGGUGAUGCAGACAGCUGGGAUGACAGCAGUUCUGUCAGCAGUGGUAUCAGUGAUACCAUAGAUAACCUCAGCACUGAUGACAUUAAUACAAGUUCCUCCAUCAGCUCUUAUGCCAACACCCCUGCAUCCUCGCGGAAAAACCUAGAUUCCCAGACUGACGCUGAAAAGCAUUCCCAAGUGGAGCGGAAUUCCUUGUGGUCUGGUGAUGAAAUCAAAAAAUCAGAUGGAGGCUCAGACAGUGGUGUAAAAAUGGAGUCUGGAUCUAAAUGGAGAAGGAAUCCCUCUGAUGUGUCUGAUGAAUCUGAUAAAAGCACUUCUGGAAGGAAGAACAUCGUCAUUUCACAGACGGGAUCCUGGAGACGGGGCAUGUCAGCUCAAGUUGGCAUUACCACACCGAGGAUGAAAACAGCAGCCACCUCAGGAACUUUGAAGACACCUGGAACAGGAAAAACUGAUGAUGCCAAGGUUUCAGAAAAGGGUAGAAUUUCUCCCAAAUCUGGAAACAUUAAACGUUCCCCUUCAGAUGCUGGGCGAAGCAGUGGGGAUGAAUCAAAAAAGCCUUCCGCAAAUAACUGUAGAACCGCUACUACUAAUACAAACAUGUUUGGAUUUAAAAAGCAGAGUGGGUCAGCUGUAGCUGUCACCAUGAUUACAGCUAGUGGAGCAACUAUUACUAGUAGAGCUGCUACUCUGGGCAAAAUCCCCAAGUCAUCUGGACUCAUGGGUAGGUCUACUGGUCGGAAGACUAGUGUUGAUGGCUCACAAAAUCAGGAUGAUGGCUAUUUAGCCAUUACUACCCGAACCAAUCUUCAGUAUCGGAGUUUACCCCGUCCCAGCAAAUCCAGCAGCAGAAGUGGAGCUGGCAAUAGAUCUAGCACCAGCAGCAUAGACUCCAACAUAAGCAGCAAGUCUGCAGGCCUGCCUGUUCCUAAAAUAAGAGAGCCAACAAAAGUUGCCCUUGGGAGCUCUCUGCCAGGCUUAAUAAACCAGACCGAUAAAGAGAAAGGGAUCUCCUCAGACAAUGAAAGUGUGGUCUCUUGUAAUUCAGUUAAAGCAAACCCUUCAUCUCAGACAACAUCCAAUUCAUCCCAGAGUACUCACCAGCAAGCAGUAAAGUACCCAGAUGUCGCCUCUCCUACACUGCGCAGACUUUUUGGUGGAAAGCCAAGUAAACAACCUCCCAUCACAACAGCAGAAAGCAUGAAAAAUUCAGUAGUAAUCUCCAACCCACAUGCAACCAUGAACCAGCAAGGAAAUCCAGAAUCACCUUCUGGCAGUGGCAUAUUGAGCAGUGGUGGUAGUAGCCCUCUUUAUUGCAAAAAUCCAGAUACAAACCAGUCUCCAUUAGCAUCUAGUCCCAGUUCAGCUCACUCAGCUCCUUCCAACAGCUUGACCUGGGGUACUAAUCCAAGUAGUUCUUCUGCUGUAAGCAAGGAUGGGAUUGGAUACCAGUCUGUCAGCAGCCUGCACACCAGUUGUGAAUCCAUUGAUAUUUCUCUCAGCAGUGGAAGUGGGCUGAACCACAAUUCUUCCAGUGGCUUGAUUGCGGCUUCUAAGGAUGACUCGCUGACUCCCUUUGUUAGAACCAACAGUGUUAAGACAACCUUGUCGGAAAGCCCUCUCUCUUCCCCUGCUGCUAGUCCCAAAUUCUGCAGAAAUACUUUACCCAGGAGGCAGGACAGCGACCCACAUCUUGAUAGGAACACUUUGCCUAAGAAAGGACUCAGGUAUACACCAUCAUCACAACUUCGCAGUCAAGAGGAAGCAAAAGAAUGGCUACGUUCACACUCUGCAGGUGGUCUUCAGGAUACCGUGGUCAAUUCUCCAUUUUCUUCUGGUUCCAGCAUCACAUCACCAUCUGGGACUAGAUUUAACUUCUCCCAGCUUGCGAGCCCCACCACAGCAGCCCAAAUGAGCUUAUCCAACCCAACCAUGCUACGGACACACAGUCUUUCUAACGCAGAUGGCCCUUAUGAUCCUUACAAUGACACCCGGUUCCGGAACAGCUCAAUGUCACUGGAUGAAAAGAGCAGGACAAUGAGCCGUUCUGGGUCAUUCCGGGAUGGCUUUGAAGAGGUGCAUGGUUCGUCUCUAUCUUUGGUUUCAAGCACAUCAUCUAUUUACUCAACGCCUGAAGAAAAAUGUCAAUCAGAGAUUCGCAAGCUAAGGAGGGAGUUGGAUGCAUCCCAGGAGAAAGUUUCAGCUCUAACAACCCAGUUGACUGCCAACGCUCACCUUGUGGCAGCAUUUGAGCAGAGCCUAGGAAACAUGACCAUUAGACUGCAAAGCCUUACCAUGACUGCAGAACAGAAGGAUUCAGAAUUGAAUGAGUUAAGAAAAACGAUUGAAUUGCUGAAGAAACAAAAUGCUGCUGCUCAGGCUGCCAUUAAUGGAGUAAUUAACACACCUGAGCUCACCUGCAAAGGAAGCGGAACUGCCCAGACCGCUGACUUGCGGAUCCGAAGACAACACUCUUCAGACAGCGUUUCUAGCAUUAACAGUGCUACUAGUCAUUCCAGUGUGGGGAGCAACAUAGAGUGUGACUCUAAGAAAAAGAAGAGAAAAAACUGGGUCAAUGAGUUGCGCAGUUCCUUCAAGCAAGCUUUUGGAAAGAAGAAAUCCCCCAAGUCAGCAUCUUCUCAUUCGGACAUUGAGGAGAUGACAGAUUGCUCAUUGCCUUCUUCACCGAAACUGCCACACAACGGCACACUGGUAUCAACGCCAUUACUGAGAACUUCACAUUCCAAUUCCCUAAUUUCAGAGUGCAUUGAUAGUGAAGCUGAAACAGUUAUGCAGCUGCGAAAUGAGCUGAGAGACAAAGAGAUGAAGCUGACUGAUAUCCGUUUAGAGGCCCUCAGCUCUGCUCAUCAACUGGAUCAGCUCCGGGAAGCUAUGAACAGGAUGCAGAGUGAGAUUGAGAAAUUAAAAGCCGAAAAUGACCGGCUGAAGUCUGAAAAUCAAGGCAGCUGUAGUAGAGCCCAGUCUCAAGUUUUCAUUUCAUCAUCUCCAAGGCAAUCUAUGGGUCUCUCCCAGCACAGUCUGAACCUCACAGAGUCAGCUAGUCUUGAUAUGCUGCUGGAUGACCCCAGUGAUGGUUCUUCUCGGAAAGAAGGUGGUAGGCAUGUUAAAAUAGUUGUCAGCUUUCAGGAUGAAGAGAAAUGGAAAGAAGAUCCUAGGCCUCGCCUGUUCCUAAUUGGCUGUAUAGGAGUGAGUGGAAAAACCAAAUGGGAUGUUCUUGAUGGUGUUGUAAGAAGACUAUUUAAGGAAUACAUCAUUCAUGUAGAUCCUGUGAGUCAACUUGGGUUGAAUUCGGACAGUGUCCUGGGAUACAGCAUUGGGGAAAUUGUUCGCACAAAUAGCACAGAAACACCUGAGCUGCUACCCUGUGGCUAUCUGGUUGGUGAAAACAAUACCAUCUCUGUGAAAAUCAAAGGUAUCGUAGAGAAUAGCUUGGAUGGUCUGGUGUUUGAGUCCCUGAUCCCAAAGCCAAUACUACAGCGUUACGUGUCACUCUUGAUAGAACAUAGGAGAAUCAUUUUAUCUGGUCCAAGUGGCACUGGAAAGACAUACUUAGCCAAUCGCCUGUCUGAGUAUAUGGUCCUUAGAGAGGGCAGGGAGCUGGCUGAUGGUGCUAUUGCAACUUUUAAUGUGGAUCAUAAGUCCAGUAAGGAACUCCGGCAAUACCUUUCCAACCUUGCAGACCAAUGUAGUAGUGAAAAUAAUGCAGUGGAGAUGCCUCUUGUAAUCAUUUUGGACAAUUUACAUCAUGUCAGCUCCCUAGGAGAGAUCUUCAAUGGGCUUUUGAACUGCAAGUACCACAAAUGUCCUUACAUCAUUGGAACAAUGAACCAAGCAACAUCCUCCACACCUAACCUUCAGCUGCACCACAACUUUAGAUGGGUCCUGUGUGCCAAUCACACUGAGCCAGUCAAGGGCUUUCUUGGCCGAUUCUUGAGAAGAAAACUCAUUGAAACAGAAAUUGGUGGGCGGAUGAGAAAUGCAGAAUUAAUUAAGAUUGUAGACUGGAUUCCCAAGGUUUGGCAACAUCUCAACAAGUUCUUGGAAGCUCACAGUUCUUCAGAUGUUACUAUUGGUCCACGGCUCUUUCUCUCUUGCCCUCUAGAUGUGGAUGGGUCAAGGGUUUGGUUUACUGACCUGUGGAACUACUCCAUUGUUCCCUAUCUUCUGGAGGCCGUCAGAGAAGGGCUACAGUUGUAUGGUAGAAGAGCACCAUGGGAGGACCCUGCCAAAUGGGUGAUGGACACUUAUCCAUGGGCAGCUUCCCCGCAACAUCAUGAGUGGCCUCCUUUGCUGCAACUGCGGCCAGAAGAUGUUGGAUUUGAUGGUUAUUCUAUGCCACGGGAAGGUUCAACCAGCAAACAGGUUCCACCGAGUGAUGCUGAGGGAGAUCCUCUGAUGAACAUGCUGAUGAGGUUGCAGGAGGCAGCUAAUUAUUCAAGUCCCCAGAGUUAUGACAGUGACUCCAACAGCAAUAGCCAUCAUGAUGAUAUCCUUGACUCAUCCCUGGAGUCAACAUUAUGAAUCAGAACUAGAAAUGGUUGCUUCCAGUGAUCCAUCCUUUGCCUCCCUUAGAAAAAUGAAUCACCAAGCCAUGGAGAGAAUUGAUCCUUGGCCCAGAAGGACAUCUCAGUAUUAGAGCUGCAAGAACAAUACAGUCUCUUCCACCCUCUCUGCCUCCCCCAUUCAGUGUCAAAGAUGGGUGCAGGCAACCCAGCCGAUGUUUUAUAUCUCGUGUUUUGUUUUCCUUAAUAAGAACUGCACUAUUUUGUUUUUGUUUUGUUUUGUAGUUUACAUUGCUGUGAGCUCACAUGCCUACGACACUGAACACAUUAUUUUCAUAAAAACAAUGGUGCUUAUCUAGUUGUGUCUGUCCAUUGACCAAACAGCAUCUGCUUGUGGAGUGGAUUCCCAUUAUCUCUGAUUCCCUGCCGCCUACCCCUAAACCUGCUCCAGUAUUUAGAGGGACUUCUGGAGUAGAUUUCAUUACAUGGGUGCAGGGGAGGAGAGCAGGGGAAAACCUGAGGUGCAAGAGAAUUGUGUUUAAUUCACAUACGAUGUACUCCAUUAGUUAUCACAAUCUCUGGGGAGAGUGCGUUGGAGGCAAUAAAUGAAAAAAAACAUUCACCAUCGAAGUUAUGAACCCAAGAAGCAUUGUGCCACUUCAUGUCCAAAAAGGGAGUGGAUCUCAGCUAUGCUGCUUCAGUACAAACUCACUAAUGGCUGAUUUUUCCAAGUCAUCUUUUUUUUCAAUCUAACCUCAGAUAAUUCUGGUGCUGUAAUAAUCACUUGCCUUGGUAAUAACAUUCCAUAAAAGGCAAAGAGAGGAGAAACAGGGAAGUUUAAAAUAUUCACAUAUACACAUG